This is a messenger RNA of Monosiga brevicollis MX1, 2655 nucleotides long. RefSeq lists its product as uncharacterized. The record is from RefSeq and is a predicted model, not a curated record. The transcript has 12 exons. Bases 1 to 2655 code for a protein of 884 amino acids. NCBI's taxonomy places the organism in Eukaryota, Choanoflagellata, Craspedida, Salpingoecidae.
AUGCUGCUGCGCCUAGUUUUAACCCUGGCCGUGGCCACCACGGCCGUGCACGCUUUUUGCGGCAACGGCGUCAUUGGCAAUGGCGAGACCUGUGAUGAUGGCAAUCGCUUCAACGGCGAUGGCUGCUCCGGCGCUUGCAUGAUUGAGGAUCGAUUCACUUGCGUGGGUGGCCAAGAGGAAGGAUCACCAUCGGUUUGCCUGCCUGAUGUGCCCGACUACUGCACCCCCCGGAACCCUUUUACCACGACCACCCGUGGGCGCCCCGCUACGACCACAACAUCCACGCGUCGCCCCAUGACGACCACCGCAUCCUCCUGCCCUCCCUUUGAUCCUUGCAACUGCAAGCCCAAUGCCGAGGCUGAAAACUACUAUGAUCGUGACGGCUGCCUUCAGUGCCGUUGCGUUGCCACGGGCCCGGUCGAAACCACCACCACACGUCGUCCGGCUACCACCACCACCACUACGACGCGCCGCCCAACUACCACCACCACUACGACGCGCCGCCCAACUACCACCACCACCACGCGCCGCCCAACUACCACUACUACCACCACGCGCCGCCCAACGACGACAACUACUACUCAGGCGCCAUGCCCAACAUACGAUCCCUGCAAUUGCAAGCCCAAUGCCGAGGCUGAAAAUUACUAUGAUCGUGAUGGCUGCCUCCAAUGCCGCUGCGUUGCCACGGGCCCCAUCGAAACCACCACCACCACCACUCGUCGGCCGGCCACCACCACCACAACCACCACCACCCACGCUCCUACCACCACCACUACCACCACACGCCGUGCCCCGACGACGACGACGACCACCACACAGGCCGCACCGGAGACAACGACGACCACCACACGCCGCCCAGUCACAACCACGCGUCGCGACGACGACAAUGAUCACAACGGAGAUGAUGACGACAAUGAUGACAACGACGCUCAAUGCAAGAGCAACCCGCUUGAUUACUGCGACUGCGACUCGACUGAAAUUCCCGUCUUGAAGAUCAACAACAAGGGCUGCUUGGCUUGCAAGUGCGAAAGCCUGAACGGCGAAGAAGAAGACGACGACGAGUCUUCCAACUGCAAGCCAAACCGCUGGGAUUACUGCGACUGUGCCUUUGGUGAGGUGGCCGUGCCCAAGAUUAACAACAAGGGUUGCGAAGCCUGCAAGUGUAUCACGACCGAGGAAUAUGAGGAGCAGCGAAAUCGCCGCUCGGUCAUGGAGCAUCCCGAUGCUGAUAAGUUUGACGUGUGCAACUGCAAGGAAGAUGCCGUGAGUGUAUGGGAAUUCACCAACGAUGGCUGCGCCACUUGCUCGUGCAAGCACCCCGCACUUUGCUCGGACAGGAUCGAGCUUGCAACAGGCGACGACUGCUCGUGUGGUACCAGGGAUUGCUUUGAAUGUGAAUACCGCUUUGGCGAGCCCGGGGCUUGUCAGGUCUGCCGCCGCGGCACAAAGCUGCUUGAUGGCGAAUGCUUGGACGAGUGCCCCGAUGGCUUUGAGGUGGCAGGAUCGGGUAAACGUCAUUUGCAAUGCGUGCUAGCACCCCCAGCGCCUACUGAAAAUCCCGAUGCCAAUCCUGGCGGGCCUGGUGGCAACCCAACGCUAUUCCCUCCUACGGACGAGCCCACGGAUGAGCCCACGGAUGAGCCCACGGAUGAGCCCACUACGGAGGAAGAGACGCGCCCUCGAACCACUACCAGGGUCACGCGCGCGCCAACGACAACACAGCGUCCCGUUGUGACUACUACGAGCGCCGCCACUCGCCCGAUGACGACGGGACGUCCCGACGGUCCCACGGCCGAGGCCCCUACCGAUGAGCCCACGACGGAGGAGCCAGAUACUCGUGCGACCACUCGUGUAACGGCUCAGCCCACGCGCCCCGCCACCACUCGCCGCCCCGACGGACCAACCGAUGAGCCCACGACGGAGGAGCCAGAGACCCGCGAGACCACUCGUGCCACACGCCCUGCCACCACUCGCCGCCCUGAUGGGCCAACCAACGAGCCACCUACGGACGAGCCAACCAUGGAGCCAACGGAGGAGGCUACGGACGAGCCGACCAUGGAGCCAACAGAAGAGGCCACGGGUGAGCCGACCAUGGAGCCAACAGAAGAGGCCACGGGUGAGCCGACCAUGGAGCCGACGGGAGAGGCCACCGCCGAACCCACCAACGAGACUGAAUGUGCCUUCUUCCAACCUUGCGACUGUGCCGAUACCGAGACCGAGUUUUUGUCCGAGGAUGCCGAUGGCUGUCUGACUUGUGCCUGCCGCAACGCCAGCUGCCCACCCGUCGAGCCAUGCAGCUGUGGCGUUGAUACAUUCCCCGUCACUACCCAGGAUGAGUUUGGGUGCGAGACGUGCUCAUGCGUCAACCUGACGGGUGCUGAGAUGGCGGGUGAGAGUGCCCUUGAAGAGGAUGACUCGAGCAACGGAUCGGACAAUGGCACGGGCAUUAUCGUUGCGAUUGUUGGCGGUGUUGCCCUGGUUGUACUAGCCGUUGUGGCCGUGGUCGUGGCUCGGUCGCGUUCUCAAGCCAAGCGCGCCUCUUCGUUUGAAGCCCAGAACCUGGAGUUUGAUGAGCUUCAAUCGGGGGACGCCGUCGUGCCCAUUGCACCUGCAGCAGCUGGUUCGGAGGGCCUUGAAUACGACGAGAACAUCUAA